Messenger RNA from Camellia sinensis, 841 nucleotides. RefSeq lists its product as uncharacterized. The record is from RefSeq and is a predicted model, not a curated record. Gene Ontology annotation, cellular component: chloroplast. Gene Ontology annotation, molecular function: RNA binding. Gene Ontology annotation, biological process: cytidine to uridine editing; chloroplast mRNA modification. NCBI's taxonomy places the organism in Eukaryota, Viridiplantae, Streptophyta, Magnoliopsida, Ericales, Theaceae.
GUUCCGUAGACAAGACAAUUUAUCCACACUGCAGAGAGUAGAACUUAGAAAUCGUUGAGCCUAUUACCUCUGAAGUGUAAUCUCUCUCCUCUGUCGCUCCUUUGAUUUGGUCGUUGGCCAUGGAAAUGGCAGCUUCAAAACUUGUUCAAAUCCAUCACCACCACCACCAGCAUCGUAGCGUUGGACCGUGGUCGUUGUGGAUUAGGAAUGGCGGUAAAAUUGGGGGUUUUAGGCGUCCCCAAUUCUUUCCCUCCUAUUCAUCUUCUUUAUCUUCAAAUCCACCUCUGCAACUCCAAAUCUCACAUGGGUUCUGUGUUCUGGCUUCUCUCCCACCUUCUUCUUCCCCCACAACCACUUCCCAUUCCUCCACCAAACUUUACGUCAGCGGGCUCUCAUUUCGGACCACAGAAGAGAGCUUGAGGAAUGCUUUCCAACAGUUUGGUGAACUUGUACAAGUCAACUUGGUGAUGGAUAGAAUAGCGAAAAGACCAAGAGGCUUUGCUUUCCUUCGUUAUGCAACAGAGGAAGAAUCCACAAAAGCUAUUGAAGGAAUGCACGGGAAGUUUCUGGAUGGCAGAGUCAUAUUUGUUGAAGUUGCAAAACCCAAAUCUGAGCACCGCCAAGAUGUGCAGCAAAAGUGAAUACAGUAUUGACGAUGGCAGUAAUUUCGUUGGCGCUAUGGCAGUAAUUCACUUCCCAAUUGUUGCAAAUGUAAACUAGUCACAUCUCUCUCUCUCUCUCUCAAUUUUUUAUCUAUUCCCAGUCAAUUUAAACGAUGAUAAUUCUAUAUGAUCACGAGUAUAAUAGCUUGAUUUGUGAUUUUGUGUUAUACUUUGAUAAA